This is a messenger RNA of Ilyonectria robusta, 797 nucleotides long. RefSeq names its product NADP-dependent dehydrogenase-like protein. The transcript has a single exon. The record is from RefSeq and is a predicted model, not a curated record. NCBI's taxonomy places the organism in Eukaryota, Fungi, Ascomycota, Sordariomycetes, Hypocreales, Nectriaceae. Gene Ontology annotation, molecular function: oxidoreductase activity, acting on the CH-OH group of donors, NAD or NADP as acceptor. Bases 78 to 797 code for a protein of 239 amino acids.
CUCGCCGCCAUCAUCGUUCAAAAAGGCACUCGCAAACGUCUUUAUCAUUGCACUAUUAAAAAUACUCAAACUCUAUAAUGGCUGUCUUUGUUAUUACCGGCGCACGAACUGGAAUUGGACGAGAGACUGUCCUCCAGCUCGCAAAAAUCCCUUCAAACACGGUCGUGGCAAUCGUCCGCAACCUGCAAGCAGACCUCUCUUCCCUCAACGAGAUCAAGGCUAGCAGCAACGGCGUCGUUCACAUUGUCGAAUGUGACGUUUCCAACCCAGACUCGAUUUCCCAGCUGGUCACACGUCUGGCAAAAGUGCUUGGAGCAGACUUUCGCGUUGAUGUGCUCAUUCAAUACGCUGCCAUCCUGCAUUCCAGGGAGCAAACGAGCACCAACUUGACCGCAGAGUCUCUCAUCUCUCACUUUGUCUCUAACACGGUUGGCCCGGCUCUCGUCACUCAAUCGCUACUACCGCAUCUAGUCUCUGGCGCAGUGAUUACCAACAUCACUUCGGGUAUUGGCAGCCUCAAGAUGCUCACCAACAGACAGAUCCCUGCUGAAAUCACCCCUUACAGCAUCAGCAAAACUGCAUUGAACAUGCUCACCGUUCACCAGGCGUGUCAAUUGGGAUCACUGGCGUCUGUUGUCAUUAUUGAUCCCGGACAUGUGAAGACGGAAAUGGGCGGGCCGAAUGCUGUGGUUGAGAUUCCGGAUAGCGCGAGAGGGAUCAUCAAGAUUGUCACGGAUUUGAAGCCUGAAGACAGUGGAAAGUUUCUACUGUAUAAUGGGACACAGCUACCAUGGUGA